Molecule: messenger RNA, 2042 nt
Organism: Silurus meridionalis
Lineage: Eukaryota; Metazoa; Chordata; Actinopteri; Siluriformes; Siluridae
Gene: gtpbp2a
Product: GTP binding protein 2a
Exons: 14
Coding region: 32-1897 (621 amino acids)
Biological process (GO): translational elongation
Molecular function (GO): GTP binding; GTPase activity; translation elongation factor activity
Source: RefSeq, a predicted model, not a curated record
GGCUCCGGACGCGGCUUUUAGCCUGUGGAAAAUGUACCGGAGUUCCUUUUGUUUCAGAAAGCCCAGGAUGAACAGAAGACAGCAGAUUUGGGUCCGGAAAAAAAUGGAUCCGCGGGUAUCGGAGAUCUUCGGUACAAGUUCCGCUUUGAAAGCGGGCGCCGCUCCAGGAACCGGCUCGGCUGUCGUGGCUCCGAAGAAGGUGCUUUCAAAAAAUAGUAGAAAGACAAAGAGCCGGUCGGGACGAUACCCCAAAUCGAGCAAUAACCAGCCCUAUCUACCUCCGGAGGUUGAAGAGGGAAAUAUAGAGUAUAAGCUAAAACUGGUGAACCCUACGCAGUAUCGUUUCGAGCACCUGGCAACACAGAUGAAAUGGAGGCUGCAGGAAGGCAGGGGCGAGGCCGUGUAUCAAAUCGGCGUGGAAGACAAUGGCAUGCUGGUUGGAUUAUCUGAGGAAGAAAUGAGAGCCUCACUCAGGACCCUCCAUAUGAUGGCUGAGAAGGUUGGUGCAGACAUUACUGUUCUCAGAGAGAGGGAGGUGGAUUAUGACUCAGAAGAACCACAAAGAAUUGCAGAAGUCCUCGUCAGGAAAGUGCCAGAUGACCAGCAGUUCCUGGACCUACGGGUAGCGGUGCUGGGUAACGUGGACUCUGGGAAGUCCACUCUCCUUGGUGUGCUCACACAAGGGGAGCUGGACAAUGGCAGGGGCAGAGCACGACUGAACCUCUUUCGACAUCUUCAUGAGAUUCAGACAGGCAGGACCUCUAGUAUCAGCUUUGAGAUCCUGGGUUUUAACAGCAAAGGAGAUGCGGUGAAUUACAGCGAGUCGCGGACAGUGGAGGAAAUCUGCGAGAGUGCCUCAAAAAUGAUCACCUUCAUCGACUUGGCUGGUCAUCACAAAUAUCUGAAGACUACCAUCUUUGGCCUUACCAGCUAUUGCCCUGACUUCGCCAUGCUGGUGGUCAGCGCAAACACCGGCAUUGUGGGCACCACACGGGAGCACCUGGGUCUGGCCAUGGCUCUGAAGGUGCCGAUCUUCAUCGUGGUCAGUAAGGUUGACCUGUGCACAAAAGCCACGGUGGAGAGAACUAUACGUCAGCUGGAACGCGUCCUCAAGCAGCCCGGAUGCAACAAAAUUCCACUGGUGGUGAACAGCAAAGACGAUGCAGUGACCUCAGCUCAGCAGUUUGCACAGUCGCCGAGUAUCACACCAAUCUUCAUGUUGUCCAGUGUGUCUGGGGAGAACCUGGACCUGCUCAUGGUGUUCUUUAACAUCCUACCUCCUCUCAGCAACAGCAAAGAGCAAGAGGAGCUCAUGCAACAGCUCACAGAGUUCCAGGUUGAUGAGAUUUACACAGUACCUGAGGUAGGGACUGUAGUAGGUGGAACUCUUUACAGUGGUAUCUGCCGGGAAGGGGAGCAGUUAGUGGUAGGACCAAUGGAUGACGGGCAGUUCUGCAAUCUCACCGUGUGCAGCAUCCAGAGAAACCGAUCAGCAUGCAGAGUGCUUCGAGCGGGACAGGCAGCCACGCUGGCACUGGGCGAAUUUGACCGUUCGCUCUUACGAAAGGGAAUGGUGAUGGUCAGUCCUGAGAUGAAUCCCACCAUCUGCUGGAUGUUUGAAGCUGAGAUUGUGCUGCUCUUCCAUGCCAAGACUUUCCACAAGGGCUUCCAGGUGACCGUGCACGUCGGCAACGUGAGACAGACGGCCACAGUGGAGGCUCUGCAAGGGAAGGAGGAACUACGUACGGGUGAGAAAGCAGUGGCACUGUUCAAGUUCAUCAAACACCCAGAGUACCUCAAAGUGGGAGCCAAGCUGAUUUUCAGACACGGAGUUACCAAAGGCAUCGGACAAGUCACCAAACUGCAGCCAUUAUCCCAGUACCAACACCAAGCGUAGAGUCUGAGUCUUACUCGAGUCUCUUCUCACUCAGAGAAAACAUAAGCACAGAUAUACCAGAAUCCACCAUUCAUUCAUUCAUACUACACCUUUUGUUUUUACCAAAGCCUCUCUCUCACCGAACUAAAGCAUUUUUUUAAAUGAA